Pollicipes pollicipes is the source of this 1371-nucleotide messenger RNA. RefSeq names its product calmodulin-2/4. Gene Ontology annotation, molecular function: calcium ion binding. The coding region runs from base 126 to 611 and encodes 161 amino acids. Gene Ontology annotation, cellular component: myosin II complex. The record is from RefSeq and is a predicted model, not a curated record. The transcript has 6 exons. Lineage: Eukaryota; Metazoa; Arthropoda; Thecostraca; Pollicipedomorpha; Pollicipedidae.
CGACACCUCCGCAGUCCACGUCGGCCACGCUCCGUCGCAACAGCGCACCGCAGCGCCGCCAGACCGACACGCAGACGGAGCAGCUGCAGACGCAGACCAGACCAGAGGCAGAGCACCGCACAGCGAUGGCACAGCACGACUCCCAGAGCGGCACGCUCGUCGGCGACGACCUGGACUCCCUGCGGCGUCAGUUUGACCUGCUGGACACGGACGAGGAUGGCACCAUCUCCUCGGAACACUUGACCAACGUCCUCCGCAGCAUCGAACUGAACAUCACCGACACAGAGAUGACAGACGUCAUGACCAAGACCGACAUCAACGGUGACGGUCUGAUCACGUUCGACGACUUCGUCAAUGCGCUGGCGCGGGCGAGGCGUGCGGAGCAGGUCAAGACGGCUUACGAGCGGGACAUGACGCUCCGCAAAACCUUCCAGAUUUUCGACCGUCAAAACUUCGGAAUCAUCGGACCGAAAGAUAUCUGGACGGUACUGAAGAACCUCGGAAAGGAGUUUUCUCUGGACGAAAUUGAAGAAAUGGUUGAGGAGGUGGACGAAGACGGUGACAGCAGGAUCACUUACCCCGAGUUCGUCCAGGCUGUACUGGCGGAAUGAAAUCCCUGAGGGCAUCACGAGGACCGGGAGGGCGGACCGACCCCGGCUCGGGCCAGGACCGGGAGGACGAGCGCCAGCCUGGCCCGAGCCAGGACCGGGAGGACGAGUGCCAACCUGGUGCGCGGCAGGACCGCGAGGACGAGCGCCAACCUGGCCCGAGUUGGGACCGGGAGGACGCGUGCCAACCAGACUCUGGCCAGGAUCGGGAGGACGAGCGCUAGUCCGGUCAUGGGCCAAUCACCCGAAAAUAGGCGCGAGCUCUGAGGAUGCCCCUGCCUCCAAAGUGUCCGAGGUUAAGGCAAUUGUUACGCACGUGUCUCAGCAAGCUAAUGUUUGGGGGUUUCAGGGUGUCUAUUCAACAUUAUUUAUGCUCCCAAUCGAUCUCCUGAGCAUGUUGUGACAUUCGUGAGCAUUGAUGUGCUUAUUAUAUGCGCGUGCAAGUUAUACAUUGUAAAUUAAAAGCGGAAGCGUCCCAAGGAAAUAUAAAUAUGAUUUACAACGCUAACGUCACGGGUUUGUGAUGAUCGCCGGUUUGAAUCACAGAGCGUAGAUAGACAGCAAGGUCGAAUGUCAACUCGUAAAUAUCACUGAGAACCACAGACCCGUGGUCUCAGUUAAGUAGUCCUCAGUUUAAAUGGUGACUGACUUCAAGCUACGGUGAAUCCUAUACACGAUUGUUUCGACCACCGCGAGUCAGCAUCAUUCUGAGGUUGUGGAUUGUCGUCAUGGAUAUAUUGAAUAAACUUGGCAUUGCCAUAUG